AUGGUGAUGGAACAGUUAAUGAGCGCAUGUCCUCAGUGCUUGGAACAAGUUACAGCAAAAGGAGAGACUGUUCUUCAUGUAGCAGUGAAGGCCAAUCGAUUUGAAGAUGUGAAAGUGCUAGCUGACAGCAUCAGUCAUCACAGUUUGCACAGAGCGUUGAAAGCACAGGACCAAAAGGGCAAGAGCGCCUACCAACUGGCAGCAGCAAAGAAACAGUUGCAGGUAUAUAUAUUAAAAAAAGUGCAAUAUGUAUGUGCAUGUUCUAGAGGUACUGAGGGAGAUGAUGAGGAGGGUGACAAAAUAAGAGAGGAACGUUGUAUAAACGUGGACGGGAAGGAGAGUGAGAGUGAAGAAUGCAGAAAACAGGAGAGCAAGGACAGCAAGGAGAUGCCGUGGAAGCUGGCUGAUUUAAUACUGGUAGUGGCCACCUUGAUCAUAACAUUGACAUACCAAGCUAUGGCAAAUCCUCCAUCAGCCUUUUUCAAAGAUGGCAGCACUAAAACAGACUGGGCCUGCCGUCUCAGCUCUUUCAGACAUGCGUCAAAUCUCGCAGACGCCCUGAAGAACUGUCCGGCUGCGUUGCCUUCUACUUUCUUGUUUUUCAACACGCUGCUCUUCCUCCAAUCGAUCUUCGUCGUGGUUAUCACUUUGCGGAGCUCACGCUGGCUAUUCGCCAUUGUGCGAGUGCUCACGGUGUACCUCACCGUGAUUUAUAGUUGCAUACUGUCGGCUGUCAACUAUUACUUGGUAUAUCCUUCAACGGCUCUUUUAGUGAUAGUGAUUUUAGUUGCCAUGCCAUUAUCAGAAAAAGCAAUGGCGUUAAUCUAUAAAGAUGGAAACAUGAUAAGGCGUUCACACCAACAGCAAGCUGAAGGAUGA
Neltuma alba is the source of this 879-nucleotide messenger RNA. RefSeq lists its product as uncharacterized. The coding region runs from base 1 to 879 and encodes 292 amino acids. NCBI's taxonomy places the organism in Eukaryota, Viridiplantae, Streptophyta, Magnoliopsida, Fabales, Fabaceae. The record is from RefSeq and is a predicted model, not a curated record. Gene Ontology annotation, cellular component: plasma membrane. The transcript has 2 exons.